GGCCUCGGAUCCUGGCCUGGUCGGGGUGCCGCGAGAGGCCGGCCAGUGGGGGUGCUGGGGUCGGGCUGGAGGGGAUCUGAUUGGGGGACGCGUCUGGGGACUGCUUAGGGCCUGGUCGGGGGACGUCGCGAGGAUCGGGGCUUGCCUUGUGCCAUGGACUGGCAGCCUGACCAGCAGGGCCUGCAGCAGGUCCUGCAGCUGCUCAAAGACUCGCAGUCGCCCAACACAGCCACACAGCGCAUCGUGCAGGAUAAACUCAAACAACUCAACCAGUUUCCCGACUUCAACAACUACCUGAUCUUCGUGCUGACCAGACUCAAAACGGAAGAUGAGCCCACGCGCUCCCUCAGUGGCCUCAUCCUGAAGAACAACGUGAAGGCCCAUUACCAGAGCUUCCCACCUCCUGUGGCUGACUUCAUCAAGCAAGAGUGUCUCAACAACCUCGGCGAUGCCUCCUCGCUCAUCCGGGCCACCAUCGGUAUUCUCAUCACCACCAUCGCUUCCAAGGGCGAGCUGCAGAUGUGGCCUGAGCUGCUGCCGCAGCUGUGUAACCUGCUCAACUCAGAGGAUUACAACACUUGUGAGGGGGCUUUUGGAGCCCUGCAGAAGAUCUGCGAAGAUUCCUCAGAACUCCUGGACAGUGACGCUCUCAACAGGCCCCUAAACAUCAUGAUCCCCAAGUUCCUACAGUUCUUCAAGCACUGCAGCCCCAAGAUCCGGUCUCAUGCCAUUGCCUGUGUGAACCAGUUCAUCAUGGACCGGGCCCAGGCACUAAUGGACAACAUUGACACCUUCAUCGAGCACUUGUUCGCCCUGGCUGUGGAUGAUGACCCUGAGGUGCGGAAGAAUGUCUGCCGAGCCCUUGUGAUGCUCCUGGAAGUGAGGAUCGACCGGCUCAUCCCCCACAUGCAUAGCAUCAUCCAGUACAUGCUGCAGAGGACCCAGGACCAUGAUGAGAAUGUGGCCCUUGAGGCCUGUGAAUUCUGGCUAACACUGGCUGAGCAGCCCAUCUGCAAGGAGGUCCUGGCCUCCCACCUGGUCCAGUUGAUCCCCAUCCUUGUGAACGGGAUGAAGUACUCCGAGAUCGACAUCAUCCUGCUCAAGGGAGAUGUGGAGGAGGACGAGGCGGUGCCUGACAGUGAGCAGGACAUCAAGCCACGCUUCCACAAAUCACGCACAGUGACGCUGCCCCAUGAGGCCGAGCGGCCUGAUGGCUCCGAGGACGCAGAGGACGACGACGAUGAUGACGCUCUGUCUGACUGGAAUCUGAGGAAGUGCUCCGCAGCUGCGCUCGACGUCCUCGCCAAUGUGUUCCGGGAGGAACUGCUGCCACAUUUACUCCCCCUCCUCAAGGGCCUCCUCUUUCACCCUGAGUGGGUGGUCAAGGAGUCAGGCAUCUUAGUGCUGGGCGCCAUUGCCGAGGGCUGCAUGCAGGGCAUGGUGCCCUACCUGCCUGAACUGAUCCCACACCUUAUCCAGUGCUUGUCAGACAAGAAGGCCCUGGUGCGCUCCAUUGCCUGCUGGACACUGAGCCGCUAUGCUCACUGGGUGGUCAGCCAGCCUCCUGACAUGCAUCUCAAGCCUCUGAUGACAGAGUUGCUCAAGCGCAUCCUGGACGGCAACAAGAGGGUGCAGGAGGCAGCCUGCAGUGCCUUCGCCACCCUGGAGGAAGAGGCCUGCACGGAGCUGGUGCCCUAUCUCAGCUACAUCCUGGACACCCUUGUCUUUGCCUUUGGCAAGUACCAGCACAAGAACCUGCUUAUCCUCUACGACGCCAUUGGCACCCUGGCUGACUCUGUGGGCCACCACCUCAACCAGCCGGAAUACAUCCAGAAGCUGAUGCCCCCACUGAUCCAGAAGUGGAAUGAACUCAAGGAUGAGGACAAGGAUCUCUUCCCCCUGCUGGAGUGCCUGUCUUCAGUGGCCACUGCCCUGCAGAGUGGCUUUCUGCCCUACUGUGAGCCCGUCUACCAGCGCUGUGUCACCCUGGUGCAGAAGACACUGGCCCAGGCCAUGAUGUAUACCCAGCACCCUGAGCAAUACGAGGCACCCGAUAAGGACUUCAUGAUCGUGGCACUGGACCUGCUCAGUGGCCUGGCUGAGGGCCUGGGUGGCCACGUGGAACAGCUGGUGGCCCGAAGCAACAUCAUGACACUGCUCUUCCAGUGCAUGCAGGACUCAAUGCCUGAGGUGCGGCAGAGCUCCUUCGCUCUCCUGGGGGACCUCACCAAAGCCUGCUUCAUCCACGUCAAGCCUUGUAUUGCCGAGUUUAUGCCCAUCCUGGGCACCAACCUGAACCCCGAGUUCAUAUCUGUCUGCAACAAUGCCACCUGGGCCAUCGGGGAGAUCUGCAUGCAGAUGGGGGCUGAGAUGCAGCCUUAUGUGCAGAUGGUCCUCAACAACCUGGUGGAAAUCAUUAACCGGCCUAAUACGCCCAAGACCCUGCUGGAAAACACAGGUCGCCUGACGAGUCCCUCUGCCAUUCCAGCCAUCACCAUCGGCCGCCUGGGCUAUGUGUGCCCACAGGAGGUGGCACCCAUGCUGCAGCAGUUCAUCCGGCCUUGGUGCACAUCCCUCAGGAACAUCAGGGACAACGAAGAGAAGGACUCGGCCUUCAGGGGCAUCUGCAUGAUGAUUGGUGUCAACCCUGGGGGUGUCGUGCAGGACUUUAUUUUCUUCUGCGAUGCUGUAGCCUCCUGGGUGAGCCCGAAAGAUGACCUUCGGGACAUGUUUUAUAAGAUCCUCCAUGGUUUCAAAGAUCAAGUAGGGGAGGAGAAUUGGCAGCAGUUCUCGGAGCAGUUCCCGCCGCUGCUCAAGGAGAGGCUGGCAGCCUUCUAUGGGGUCUAGGCCGAUGGGGAGACUGCCAGGUUUCUGUCUGCAUCGUCGGAGGGAUUGCUAGGGAGCGCGCUGCGUCCAGAAGUCGCUGUGCCCUGGUCGAGGGGGGUUAGGGAGGAGUGAGUGGGACCCAAAUCCAGAUGCCUUCCCUGUCGGUCCGCCUGUCUGUCUGCCUGCCCCACUAGGCCUGUUUGGCAGGUGCUCGGGCAGAUGGGUGGGGCCCCCAUGCUCAUCCUAUGCACAGGGAGGGGGGUGGGACUUCGUGGUGGGCAGAAGCCCCUGAUGGGCAUCUCAGGCAGCCCACAUGGGUCAGCCACAAGGGAGGGAGGAAUCCACACGGCCG
Fukomys damarensis (Damara mole-rat) is the source of this 3178-nucleotide messenger RNA. It is a transcript of the gene Tnpo2, whose product is annotated as transportin 2. Lineage: Eukaryota; Metazoa; Chordata; Mammalia; Rodentia; Bathyergidae. The coding region runs from base 154 to 2847 and encodes 897 amino acids. The transcript has 25 exons. The record is from RefSeq and is a predicted model, not a curated record. Gene Ontology annotation, biological process: protein import into nucleus. Gene Ontology annotation, molecular function: nuclear import signal receptor activity; small GTPase binding. Gene Ontology annotation, cellular component: cytoplasm; nucleus.